GAAUUGCUGCAGAUUUUGUCUUGAAAGUGUUAUACAUUAGGAACUUGCAGACACAAGUUCUUGUAUUUGUGAGUUUGGCCCUCUUUCGAAGGCAUUUCUAAGAUCUCAAUUUGUGACUUUCAACAUUUCAAAAAUAACAGUUCUGACUAUUCAUUUAUGGUCUCCAUAAAUGAAGCAGUACAACAUAGAUUCAGUAAAAUGAUUUUUGGACUGAUGGCUGUGUUUACAUUUAAUGAGCGUAUAAUUGCUGGAGUUGAGAAGAAUGAAAAUUGUUAAGAGUCGGAGUGCAUUGUAUAGGGCAAAUAUUAUGAAGCUGCUUCCCUCAGUGAUUUUAUUUUGGGAUGAAAGAUUGGGCAAAUAUGACUGAGGGUUGUAAGUCUGGAAUUUUCUACCUCUAGAGAGCUGUCCAUUCUUAAUAAUUGAACGUAUUUAAGUCCGAAAUUAAAAAAAAUGUUUUGGAUAUUAAAGUAGUUGUGCAUGUGUGCAGAAAAUGGAUGGCAUGGAAUCAGUCAUGAUCUAAUUGGAUGGAUGAACAGGUUUGGGGAGCUAUAAUGUCUACUGUAAUCAUGGUGUAUUAUCUGAUCUAAAUAAUCCUUACUGUAAUUCACCUAGAGUGGUUGAAGAGGGUUAAUGCUUUUAAAUAUAUGGUGGAAUACUUGACUGUAGGUUGCAGCUUGUAUUCCGAGAGAGAGAGAGAGAGAGAGAGAGAGAGAGAGAGAGACAGAGACAAACCCAGGUUUGUCUCAGGUUGAUGUAUAUUAAGACAAUGACUGAUGCUGUUGAAAUGUGUCUACCAAUUGAUAAGCGAGACCAGCUCAGACUCGUCUUAUAGUGAUGUAUAUUGCCUGCAUCUUGUGACCAUGACUAACAUUUUUGGAUUGUGAUUAAGUGACACACACAGUAUAAAACAGCGUGUGAAUCUUUGUUCAUUGAAGUGGUGGCGCAGGAAAGUCAAGUGUCUGUUGCUUACUUGACUGGUGUAUCCCCGUCACUUCCGCCGACUGAUGAUCAGUAAAGCUUGAGUUGGUUUACCUAACGUUUUUGUGAGUUGUCUUUUUUUAAGUAGUGACCCUUAUCAUUGGCAUAUGGUCGGCAGGACCUCGCUGGGACCGUCAACGGAAGACUGUGUAAGAGGCUGCAGAGUGACCGGGAUCGGACUUGGGAGAAAACUGAGGACCCUUUGAGACCGAACUCCCGUAGAAACUCCUGGGAACAUCUGUGGUCCUUCAUCAGAGAUUGAUUUGGUUCCCAGCCGAGGUCCUUAAUACAGACACAAAUGUGGUGAUGUUGGUGUUGGCUUGGAAAUUGGAUGCCCAGAGUAUGGGUUACUUCAGUCUACAAGAAUGGUUGAAAGGAAUGACCUUAUUACAAUGCGACACAACUGAAAAACUGAGAAACUCACUAGAUUAUUUGAGGUCAUUGUUGAAUGAACCCACAAAUUUUAAACUUGUAUACAGAUAUGCAUUUGAUUUUGCACGGGAAAAGGAUCAACGUAGUUUGGAAAUUAGCACUGCUAAAUGCAUGUUGGGACUACUCUUAGGAAAAACAUGGCCGCUUUUCCCAGCCUUUCAUCAGUUCCUUGAGCAAUCCAAGUAUAAAGUGAUCAACAAGGACCAGUGGUGCAAUGUGCUUGAAUUUAGCAGAACAAUUAAUCUUGAUCUUAGCAACUAUGAUGAAGAUGGGGCUUGGCCAGUCUUAUUGGAUGAAUUUGUGGAAUGGUUUAAAGACAGACAGAUGUCCUAGCACUUUACAUUCGGGAACAACAUCCAUAUUCAAAAUUAGCCAUAAAAGACCUAAGAAAACAGAUUUGAAAUGUGUUUUUGUUUUUGUUUUAUCCUCUCCCAAAAAAAACUGACUUGCUGUAAGCAUUAAAUAUCUACAAGCACUAAAUCCAGUAUCAAAAUUUCUUCUGAGCCUGUUUUGCGUUUUGUAAUGGAACUAUAAUAAUGGAACAGCAGACCACACUGUGAUAGCUUGCUGUUGACUUUGUGAAUUGUGUUGUAAGUUGUAUUAUGCUGAGAAUUUUUUUCCAGAAAGAUAAUGAAUUCCAAUGAAAAUUGUAUUAAAUGAUUGUCUUAAAUGAAAAUUUGUUGAAAAGACUUCUUAACGAAACCAGUAUGUGUAUGCAUUUAGAACUGUUCUGUAUAGCUUAACGGAUGAAGCUCAAGACUAGAUUUAUUUUUUAGAGUAUAAAUUGUUGAACCAUGGAAUAGCUAAAUUUUGAUUCAAUGCACCAAGCCGUGAUCUGUUGAUUAAUGCAUCAUAAUCGGCUCUUUAAGCCAGAAUUCUUGCCUUGCGUUUCCUGUCUGAUAGGCCAGGCUGCUUUUCUUUUGUGUUCUAUUUUGUAUAACUAGCAGCAAAAAUUAAAUUGAACACAGAAGCUUGACGGUGUUACCAAAUUUGCACGUUUUUUAAAAAGGUUAUUAGAAUGUGUUGAUGUCAGAUAUACAGUCCAACUUGUAUUCUGAUGUGCUCACUUCAGAAUCAUGUGAAUUGAUCUUUUGUUUUCACCCAUUUAGUGUUGUUCAUUGAAGAGAAAAGUACUGACUUGGUCUUUAUCUAAUGUUAAUGUAGCGUUGCGGUUCGGCAGCACUGAUGUAAUUUGGCUUUUAUUUGGACAUUGGAUUAAGAUUAAUGUUAAUUGUAACAUGAUAGUGCCAUUAAAGCUACUUUUUGACCAUGGCAGCAAAUUGUGCAUCUAAAGCAGGUGAUUUUCCAGUAUUGCAUUUUUUCUGUUGCCUUAGACAACUUCUACCAAAGUAAUAAAAUCUAGUGACCUUAAA
Messenger RNA from Leucoraja erinaceus (little skate), 2783 nucleotides. It is a transcript of the gene dcun1d4, whose product is annotated as DCN1, defective in cullin neddylation 1, domain containing 4 (S. cerevisiae). The transcript has 6 exons. Gene Ontology annotation, biological process: positive regulation of ubiquitin-protein transferase activity; protein neddylation. The coding region runs from base 1285 to 1743 and encodes 152 amino acids. The record is from RefSeq and is a predicted model, not a curated record. Gene Ontology annotation, molecular function: ubiquitin conjugating enzyme binding; ubiquitin-like protein binding; cullin family protein binding. NCBI's taxonomy places the organism in Eukaryota, Metazoa, Chordata, Chondrichthyes, Rajiformes, Rajidae. Gene Ontology annotation, cellular component: ubiquitin ligase complex.